ACUUUAAUAUUACCUUUAGGCUCGACUUUUGAAGCUUUUGCACUUUUCACAGAGUUUUGAAGAAAGUUAGGGGGGAGUUCUGUGUAAGGCAGCUGCAGCGGAGGUUCCACAGCACCUGACCCACCCACCAGCAGCACCACCACCCCAGGGUGUUUGUCCUGAGAGCUGGGAGCGGGCGAGGAGAGACUGUUGUGAAGCCAGGGCUGCCGGAGGAGGACACCGACCGGGACAAAAGGAUAGCAGGGCGAACAGAGAGCAGGGGCACGCCGGACGGGAGGAGGAACCACACAUCCAAGCAGGAGUUGUUCACAGGAGGAGUCUUGAGCUUCGACCGAAGAUGAGUUCCUACACGGUGACUCUGAAUGGCCCGGCUCCGUGGGGCUUCAGACUACAGGGGGGGAAGGACUUCAACAUGCCCCUCACCAUCUCCAGGAUAACCCCGGGCAGCAAGGCAGCGGGCGGCAGCCUGGCCCAGGGAGACAUCAUCUCAGCCAUCGACGGGGUCAGCACCGACGGGAUGACACACCUGGAGGCCCAGAACAAGAUCAAGUCUGCCACCACCAGACUGUCGCUCUCAAUGCUGAAAUCAAGACGCCCUGCUCCAGUCCCCACAGCGACCCCCAGAAUGGAUUCACCCAUGCCAGUCAUCCCCCACCAGAAGGUUAUCGCAAACACAGCUGCAAACGUGGAGUACACCCCCAGCUUCAACCCCAUUGCUCUGAAAGACUCGGCCCUCUCCACCCACAAGCCCAUCGAGGUGAGGGGUCCAGGAGGGAAGGCCACCAUCGUUCACGCUCAGUACAACACGCCGAUCAGCAUGUACUCACAGGACGCCAUCAUGGACGCCAUCGCAGGCCAGUCACAGGCCAAAGGACACGAAGGUGAGGAGGCGGGCUCUCCCCUGGCAAGCGUUCUACCUGUCAAGGACCCGGUGAUCGACUGUGCGUCCCCGGUGUACCAGGCAGUGAUCAGGCCAGGAGAGACACCACAGGACAUGUCUGAAUGGGCUCGCCGCGCUGCAAACCUGCAGUCCAAGAGCUUCAGGAUGUUAGCCCACAUCACUGGAACCGAAUACCUGCAAGACCCAGAUGAGGAAGCACUGCAGAGGUCGAGAGAGAAGUUUGAGUCAGAGGUCAAAGGGCCGCGCUUCGCCAAGCUGAAGAACUGGCACCACGGACUGUCUGCACAGAUCCUCAACGUUCAGGAAUAAAGAGGAGAAAAAAAAAUAAUGACAAAAAAAAAAAAAAAAACAGUUGCAGAAGGAGGACAUGAAAAGGAUGACAUGGACAAAAGCCCAGGAG
Salarias fasciatus (jewelled blenny) is the source of this 1301-nucleotide messenger RNA. RefSeq names its product LIM domain binding 3b (gene ldb3b). Gene Ontology annotation, molecular function: actin binding; muscle alpha-actinin binding. The coding region runs from base 338 to 1210 and encodes 290 amino acids. Gene Ontology annotation, biological process: actin cytoskeleton organization; heart development; muscle structure development. The record is from RefSeq and is a predicted model, not a curated record. The transcript has 10 exons. NCBI's taxonomy places the organism in Eukaryota, Metazoa, Chordata, Actinopteri, Blenniiformes, Blenniidae. Gene Ontology annotation, cellular component: filamentous actin; adherens junction; Z disc.